Quercus robur (English oak) is the source of this 1179-nucleotide messenger RNA. RefSeq names its product fasciclin-like arabinogalactan protein 19. The record is from RefSeq and is a predicted model, not a curated record. NCBI's taxonomy places the organism in Eukaryota, Viridiplantae, Streptophyta, Magnoliopsida, Fagales, Fagaceae. Bases 41 to 1000 code for a protein of 319 amino acids. The transcript has a single exon.
AAAUCAAAACAGUAAACUCUGACUCUCAAGAAGUGCAAAAAUGGCGAACAAGAUCGUGACUCUGACUCUGACUCUGGGCGUGGUGAUUCUGCUACUGUCACUCCCCGGCGGCGUCAAACCCGUCCACUGCAUCUCUAGCGGCGACAUGGAGUCGAUGCUUUCCGCCUUGAGAGCCCGCGGCUACAACCUCUUCUCCAACGCCAUCGCCACCUCCGACCUCCAGUUAGACCUCCUCUGCACCCACUCCAACUCCAACUCCAACGACAACGCUUCCAACGACAACGACGACUACUUCUUCACCAUUUUCGCUCCCACCGACUCCGCUCUCUUCGCUCUCGACAUGACUCAAACGGCGCCGUUUUUCACCGACACGCUCCGCCUCCACGUCGUCCCUAGGCGGCUCUCCUUCUCUCAGCUCCAGCGGCUUUCCUCCGCUAACCUCCGUACUCUCCUCCCCUCGCGUGAUCUCCACGUCACCACCAGGCAUCUUUCUCCUCCUCCUCCUCGUCGGAAUCAUCAUAAUCGUCGCCGCCGUGUCGUUGUCGUCUCCGUCGACGAAAUCGAAGUCGUUUUUCCGGGAGUGUACUACGGCCGAUACGUCGCCGUUCACGGCCUCAACGGAAUUCUCACUCUCCGUGGACCUCCUCAGUACUCUUCCUCGUCUCCGGUCAGUUCGGUUCUCCCUCAGCGAACCAACGUUUGCUCCAACAGUAACCGUACUGCGCCGCCGCCGCCGCCGCCACAACAACCACCGCAAGACUUUUGCGGUUAUUCUCCGGCGAAUUCGCCUUCGUAUCUUGGCGUUUCGCCAGGUCUUGCUCCGACGAUCCAGUCACCGGAGAGUGAGAAUACAGCGUCGCCUUCUCCGUCGAUCGGCAAUUAUGGUCAGGAUGAUCAAGAUCAUCAACUCGGAGAAUUAUAUGGUCCAUUGGAUGGUGAGAUUUUGGAGCCCAGCCACGUCAGCGGGUCGGAGUUGUUAUUCUUUGAAUCACGCACAUAAUGUGGGUCCUACGUCCUACGUGGAUAACACGAGCAUUCUUUUCUUCCUUUGGUUUUGUAUUUUUGGAUUUCGCAAUUUCAGAUUUUAGAAAUGAAAACGGAGACAUGUUUUGUUUCGUGUACGUAUCCAAUCUGAUCCCCUGUAAUUUUCACCUAUGAUUUACUUGUUAGUUUCUUCUA